AUGGCCGUUCGCGGUUCAUCUGGGGGUGCUGAGCCUGAGCGUGUGGAGCCUGGGGGUGCUAAGCCUGGGGGUACUGCGUCUUGGGGUGCUGAGCCUGCGCGUGCUGAGUCUGGAGGUUCUCCGGGUGUCCCAUUGCGGCGGGAGCCCCUCUCUCCGCAGCGGCUUCGUGAGUGGUACACUCGGCGCUGUCGCCGUGCUACUGGUGCUGCUGGUGCUGGAGCUUCUGGAGGUGCUGCUGGUGCUGGAGCUGCUGCUGGUGCUGGAGCUGCUGGAGGUGCUGCUGGUGCUGGAGAUGCUGGAGGUGCUGCUGGUGCUGGAGCUGCUAGAGGUGCUGCUGGUGUUGGAGCUGCUGGAGGCGCUGCUGGUGCUGGAGCCGCUGGUCCUGGAGGUGCUCAUACUGGAGGUACUGGAGCUGCUGGGGCUGGUGGUGCUGCAGGCGUUGGCGCUGCAGGUGCUAGAGCUGGUGGUGCUGCGGGAGUUGUAGCUGGAGACCUUGAGGGUACUGGUGCUGUCUCUGCUGUUCCUGGAGGCGCUGCGAGGCCGCGGCCGUACUACGUUCCGCUCCUUCAGCAGGUUCAUGGUCUACAGCCGUACUAG
Messenger RNA from Closterium sp. Naga37s-1, 597 nucleotides. The record is from the annotation of a GenBank genome assembly. Lineage: Eukaryota; Viridiplantae; Streptophyta; Zygnematophyceae; Desmidiales; Closteriaceae.